Perkinsus marinus ATCC 50983 is the source of this 429-nucleotide messenger RNA. Its product is annotated as transmembrane emp24 domain-containing protein 10 precursor, putative. NCBI's taxonomy places the organism in Eukaryota, Perkinsozoa, Perkinsida, Perkinsidae. The transcript has 5 exons. Gene Ontology annotation, cellular component: Golgi apparatus; COPII-coated ER to Golgi transport vesicle; endoplasmic reticulum. Gene Ontology annotation, biological process: endoplasmic reticulum to Golgi vesicle-mediated transport; intracellular protein transport; Golgi organization. The record is from RefSeq and is a predicted model, not a curated record. The coding region runs from base 1 to 429 and encodes 142 amino acids.
AUGGUACAGAUUGACGGUGUGUUGGCAGUCGAGCACGACCGGAAGACCAUCAAAGUGGCCACGACCAUCGAACAGGAUGGGCCCCACUGGAUCUGUAUUGGUCUGUCGAGGAAUGGCCGAUGGGCUCCUACUGAGGUAUCGCUAGCUCUAAGGUACGGUGGUGAUGCUGCUGACUUUACUCAGCUGGCUAGAAGAGAUCAUUUAGAUGAUACUCAAGUACAACUCCACCGGGUACAGGUUAUCUUGAAAGAGUACCAUAAGACGUUAUUCUAUAUGAGGGAGAGGGAUGAACGGAUGCGGCAAACCACAGAGAGCACGUCAUCGAGGUUGGUCGCAUUCUGUCUGCUGAAUGCUGGUGUCGUUAUCACUGUGGCGGGACUGCAAAUACUCUAUUACAGACGCUAUUUCACUCGCAAGAAGAUGAUAUGA